GACGCGCUCUUCCCAUUCCAUUAUCAGAUCUCUUCUUCUCUCUUUCAUCAUCGUCUUUUUUUCUCUGUGUCUCUUUCUUUCAUGGAACAGUUAUUGAAUUGAGCCUUAGUGGAGUCUUUCUAUCUAUCCCUUCCUUUUUCUUUCAAAACAAACAGAUAAAAACAAACUCGGAAUUUGUCGGAUUUUCGGCCCCUUUUUGUUAUUGUUUAGCAAAGGAUUUUGGGAAAUGAAAAUGAAGGAUUCAACAGCACUGUUGAAGUGUUGGACUUAAAGCGUCUUAAGUGGAAACAAAACUCUCAAAGCAUGUUUUCAGGGCAGAACAAAAUGAGCUGGUUCAUCUUAGAAAGGGACAUGGAACUGCAGAAGUUCAACUGGAACCUGAGAAGUAUAGAUAACUAAUGUUUCAAUCACAUUAAUUCAAUGUGUGGGUCCCUUAAUUAGCUGUUUUUUAUCCAUUUGGUAGAUGGGUACAAAAACUUUUGGCCCUUUUGAUGAGAAAAUAUGAAUCAAGCUAGCAGUGGGCCUUAUCUGUUUGGUGUUUUUCUUUAUUUUGGCCCUUCAUAUGUCUUCUGCAUAUGCAGUUGCUUGCUAGUCUUUUAUGCUUCAUAUUUCUGUUUCUAGAUUUGUUGCCUUCUUCUCUUUCUUUUCACAUUUUGUCUAGUUGCUAGAUUGUUGCUUAUUUAGUGGAUACCUGGAAAUUCUAUGUGCUGAUCCUAUUUAAUUUUUCUUGUCUCAGAGGUCAAGAGUGUCCUAGUGGUUAAUCUGAGUUUCUAGAACAGAUCCAUGGCCUGCAAGCAAUACUAUGCUCAGGAAUGGAAGACUGUACCCAGCGCUUCGACAUCUGAGAAUUUAAAUGGUAGCUUUGAUUGCAACAUUUGCUUAGACUUUGCACAUGAGCCGAUUGUCACUCUCUGCGGCCACCUCUACUGCUGGCCCUGCAUCUAUAAGUGGCUUCAUGUCCAAAGUGCCUCCCUUGCUUCUGAUGAGCACCCACAAUGCCCAGUUUGCAAAGCUGAUAUAUCCCAUACCACCAUGGUGCCGCUUUAUGGUCGGGGCCAAUCUGAAUCUGAGCUUCAAGGCAAGGCGCUUUAUAGGGGUUUGGUGAUACCCCCUAGACCACCAGCCUGUGGCACCCAAGCUCUUUUAUCAACUACAUCCCCGAAUGGUCAGCAGCUUCCUUAUCGUAAUCCUUAUCAAAAUCAAAAUUACAACCCCCAUGCUUACUAUGAAGAAGAUUCAUCCUCACCGCUGCUUAACCUCGGAGGCACCACAGUGACCGGAUUUCAUCGUCCGGUGGUUGGGAUGUUCGGAGAAAUGGUAUAUGCAAGGGUGUUUGGAAACUCGGAAAGUUUACACACUUACCCAAACUCAUAUUACGUAACGGGGAGUGGAAGCCCCAGGUUGAGAAGGCAUGAGAUGCAAGCUGACAGGUCGCUAAAUAGAAUUUCAAUUUUCCUCUUCUGUUGUUUUCUUUUGUGCCUCGUCGUAUUUUGAGCUUCGUAUUUGCCCCCUUCAUUUUUGUAUACUUUUGUAAAAAGAAUCACGAUGUAAACUUAUGGUAUAGUUAGAUGAGAUCCUAUUAUAUGAUAAUUAAGCGAAUCAAUGCUUCACCCAUCAAAUUAUUGCCUUA
This is a messenger RNA of Theobroma umbraticum, 1630 nucleotides long. The record is from RefSeq and is a predicted model, not a curated record. Lineage: Eukaryota; Viridiplantae; Streptophyta; Magnoliopsida; Malvales; Malvaceae.